Messenger RNA from Schistocerca cancellata (South American locust), 6010 nucleotides. Its product is annotated as myotubularin-related protein 3. Bases 164 to 3466 code for a protein of 1100 amino acids. The transcript is spliced from 14 exons. The record is from RefSeq and is a predicted model, not a curated record. NCBI's taxonomy places the organism in Eukaryota, Metazoa, Arthropoda, Insecta, Orthoptera, Acrididae. Gene Ontology annotation, biological process: dephosphorylation; regulation of autophagy. Gene Ontology annotation, molecular function: protein phosphatase binding; phosphatidylinositol-3,5-bisphosphate 3-phosphatase activity; metal ion binding.
GGUCCGCCAUUAUAACAACUUCAUUGUAAAAUCAGCUGUAAAUUUUCAUGAAAUGUGAAUACUGUUUGAAUUAUUUUGUUAUAUAUACGCAUUUAAAGGCAUCUGGAGAUUGUAUCAAGCGGAUAGGAGUUUACAAGCUCAACAUUCGCUACGACAGGUGGCAAUGGAUGGCUCUGAGCAGCCUUCGAGCCUGCAGUCUCUCUGUCACGUCAGAGCUUGUGAGCUUUUUCCCAAGUCCUCUCCAGAAAUUGAGGACGAGAAACUGACUGUUCCGUACGAACCCAUCUGUGGUGAAUCAGUUGAAUAUAUUGGACGGACGACUGAGGGUGUAUUAGCUCUCUCCAACUACCGAAUAUAUCUACAGCUUAAAGACACCUCCUAUAACAUUCCACUUGGACUCAUUGAACUCCUCGAAGUGAGAGACAUAUUUUUCCUACAUAUAGCGUGCAAAGAUGCACGUUCAGUAAGGUGCACUUUUUCUACUAACGAACACUGUCUGGAAUGGUACCGACGUCUACACAGAUUGACGUCCCCACCGAAGAACAUAGAACAGUUCUUCGCCUUUGCGUUCUACGCCUGGGCUCACGAGGCCGGAGGGGAGGAAACGAGCUCACGCCUCGGCGGGCCGUCUCCGUCGCAGAGCUGCACCUUUCGUGCUGAAGUAGAAAGGCUACAGUUUGAUGUGCACGGCGCAUGGCGUAUCUCCCAAGCGAAUGCAGAUCAUUCUCUGUGUCCGUCAUAUCCUCGACAACUGCUCGUGCCUGCGUGCAUAUCUGACGAUACGCUAGAAGGUGCUGCACGGUUUCGCAGUGCGAGGCGUGUCCCGGCAGUCGUCUGGAGGCAUACUGGAAACGGAGCUGUCAUUGCUCGUUGCAGUCAACCUGAGGUCGGGUGGUUAGGGUGGCGUUCAGCUGAAGAUGAAGACUUGAUAAAGGCUAUCGCAGAUGCGUGUGCCUACGAUCGUGGCCGACAAACGAUGCUAGACUUGGGUGGCACGUCGACACCUACAGAAAAUGGCUCGGCAUGUGUUCCUAAUGACUGUGAUGGUAGCAGUAACCACGUGGAAAGCAGCAGUCCUAAUGAACCUGGAAAGAAGGUACUGAUAAUGGAUGCACGAUCUUACACCACAGCUGUGGCUAACAGGGCUCGUGGUGGUGGCUGUGAAUGCCCAGAGUACUAUCCGAGUUGUGACAUCCAGUUCAUGAAUCUCGCCAACAUUCACUCCAUUCGCAAGAGCUUCCACGCUGUCAGAAAUCUUUGUGCUACUGCAGCUGAUCAACCUAAUUGGUACAGCCUCCUAGAAGGCACACGCUGGCUGCAGCACAUGUCGGGCCUCCUGCGCGCUGCGGUGACCGUGGCGUCGGCCGUGCACGUGGACGGGCGGCCCGUGCUGGUGCACUGCUCCGACGGGUGGGACCGCACGCCGCAGAUAGUCGCACUCGCGGAGCUGCUGCUCGACCCCCAUUACCGCACCCUGGAUGGUUUUCAAGUUCUGUGUGAACGAGAGUGGCUAGAUUUCGGGCACAAGUUUGCAGACAGAUGUGGCCACACCGUUGGAGUCGACGACCAGAAUGAGCGGUGUCCUGUUUUCUUGCAGUGGCUCGACUGUGUACACCAAAUACUGCUGCAAAAUCCUUGCAAUUUCCAGUUUUCUCAUUCAUACUUGGUGAAACUGGCUCAGCAUACAUACUCAAAUCUGUUUGGGACCUUCCUCUGCAAUACAGCUCAGGAACGGGAAAAAGCAAAUGUACACGGCAGAACUUUCUCAGUUUGGAAAUUUUUAAAAUCUCCAAACUUUAGAAACCAUCUGUACACGAGAAAAGAUGAGCCACUGUGGCCAUCUUUCAGUGUGCGGGACCUAGUUUUGUGGAGUGAGGUGUAUCUUGGUACAUCAGAGUCCACAGCCACACCUCAUGCAGGAUCUGAAGCUACCUCAACAAGUGUACCACUUUCUGGGGGAAUGAUUGUGGGAGCAGACGUAACGAGCCAAGUUGACAGUGGACAUUCAUCGGGAGCCAACUCGGGAGUGCCUACUUCUCCUCUUCCAAAAACACGUUCUUAUGGGGACUUGAUGGUAGCUGCAGACCACCGUUCCCAGAGACGUUCCAGUGACCCCAGUAUUGCUGUUGAUCUCUUGAAACUGGAAGGACUGAAUGAUGCGGUAACUGCAGAAGAAGUCUCGGCUGCUGCCGUGUCAAAAACUGACAACAGACAGAAGCAGAUAAUUAUGCACGACUUGUGCCUGGGAGAUGAAGACUCUUCGGACAGCACUUCAGACCCGGGUUUCAUCGAUGCACCACGUGCAGCUUUUGACGACGAGGAUGAUGAAAAUGAAGAAUCUACUACAGAGUCCAGAUCUGAGGCAACGCAGCUUUGCGCGACAACCAUACCAGAACCAUCGCAGGAGUCAGCAUGCGAGUCAGCAGACGCAUUGAACGUUGCACUUCCAUCUGAAGCUGCAGGCAGUACUGCUGUAGCAGUUGCAGAGAGCUCUACAGAGACACUUGUUGCUGAAGCUCUGGUGCCCACCCCCUGCAGUUCGGGCUCAUCAACACCACCCCACCUGUCUGCUGACGUUUGCCAGUCGUGCCGAGCCAGAACGGGUGCCAGCGGUAGUGGCAAGACGUCUCGUUAUUCCACACCUCCGCCAUGUUCAUCUCUCUCGAGAACGCCUAGCUCGGGAUAUCCAGCUACGCCAGUGGACGAGUGCAGGCCGGCUCAGAGCAAUACUGGAACAGGAAUAUCCGGGUCUGCAUCGGGACCGGGUUGCAGACUGGACGAUGUGGACGGGCUCGCCCAUGUCCGCAACGAAGUGCAGACGCGAUUACAGCAGAUCAUAGCUGACCACAAGGCAAAGGAAGAAUCACUACAAAGGGAACUGCACACAACUAGGUUAGCAUUAAUGCAGCAAGUCUGUCAUCAAUGCAACCAGACCAAUAUAGAGAGGCCGGAUGAUGUAGGCUCCUUGCCAGAGUCGGUAUGCAGUGGAGAACAGCCAUCAGCAGGGGAGUCCCUGCCUUCUGACGUCUCGUGGGAGAACCUGGAGGAGCGCGAUGCCGGGCCCACCCUGUGGGUCCCCGACCACGCUGUCAAUCGGUGCAUGGGGUGCGACACAGAAUUCUGGCUCGGCCGUCGCAAACAUCACUGCAGGAACUGCGGGAAGAUAUUUUGCUACGACUGCUCAGAAUUUGUGAUGCCUCUGCCAAAUGAACAAUUAUAUGACCCCGUGCGAGUUUGCACGGGCUGCUUUGCACGUCUGCAAGAAACCACAGUGCCACAGCCAUCUUCGCGAACUGCCUUGCCGCAAGUCUCUCUGGCCAGGCCACAGCAGGGUAUUUCUCUGGGCAGCGAGAGCGGGGCGUACCCGCUGCGACCGGGGCCACCUGCAGAGAACUGCAAGCAGGCCACGGCUUCGGAUCACGUUGCCAAGUGCUCCAAGUCGGCUGUGACGGCGGCGUCCACGUAGGCGCACUGUUUCCUUUUUAAUUUUUCCUCCAUUGUGACCCAGGCUCACUGUGCACAAACUAGGCAAAAGAAACUUCUGUGCAAUAACACAUGCCUGUGUUUCUGUAAAAGUUUUCCCCUUUGCUGUACAUUCAGUUUUUGAUACUGAUCUUGCAGCUGUGUGAUGUGGCAGGGGCAAAAUUUACACAUUUGUACAGAGUAUAUAGUUCCUGAAAGUCUCUUUCUGUGCCACAUUAGCACAUUAUGCCAGUACUGCUGAAUUACAUAUAUUUUCUCAUCUCUAGUAAUGUAUUUUUCAUUUAAGUAACAUGACAUUUUAUAUUUAAAGGUCGUACCAUUUUCGAUAUUACUUCGGGAAAGCCCUUUCUGUACAGAAGUAAAUAUUAAAUGAAUAGCAUUUCCGACAGUCCGAAAUGAAAGUAUUCUAUUAAAUGGGUGCUAAAGAUGGGAAUGUUUGUCAUGAUUCAAAUGUAAAAAAAUUGUGUACACAAAGUAUUUUUAUCACACAAUUGUUUUCUAUACUGCAGCAUUUUGUUCCAUUGGAGAGGUACUAUAGUUGCAGUUAUUUCUGUGUGUAGUUUCAGAAACAGACAAAGGAUCAGAAAACUUUUUUGUCUUAUUUAUAACAUUAAUUUUGUUGUUUCAGUUCCUGUGGAAAUUAUAUUUGGUGUGUUAGCUGUAAAAGCAUUUAGUUGACACAGAAUAUAAUGCCGUUGUUAUAUGUGUACAUUGUGCAGUGUGCCCUUUCACAUUUAGUGGUGCAGGCACUUUUUAUUCUGAAGCUUUCCCAAGUGUGAUAAAAUAAACAGCCUCUUGUAGAAAAGAUUUUAUAAACAUGCAAGAAUUCUUUGUAGUAAUUUUAUAUUUUUAGGUAGCAGUAUUUGCUGUGAUUAGAUAAUAUUGCAUGCCUCUAAUAUGAAUAUUUACACGCUGAUCUGAUUGAAAAUGACAGAUUGUUAAUUGUAAACUUUAUAUGCCCGUGAGUUUACUGUGUAAAACCUUCAUCACUAAGAUCUAGCUGGUCUUUGGUAACAUUCUUCGUUAAAUGUGCUACGGCAGAUGCAUUCUGAAGAAAAUACUGAUGCAUCUGUCAUAGUAAUGUGCCUCGUGUCUCGCAAAUUUUUCAGAGUUGAGGUCUAAUGGUUGCUGUGGUAAUGUAUGUGAUAAUAAAUUGAAGUUUAAGGAGUGUGUAAUUCAUAUUACAGUAGGCUGUUUCUGGAGGGGGGGUGGGGCGAGCAAUAAAUAUUCAGUAAUAUGGUUCUAUUUUAAAUACAGUAAGUGGUAUAUCAGUAUUUUUCUACUUUUAUUUCAUAUAUAAAUGUAAAUUGUCCAAGUCUUAUCAUUAGCAAAGUGGAAUGCAGUUAUUUCGCCUGCAGGAGUUUUAUGAUGAGCUUACCAAACAGUAUUUCAAAUUAAAGACCCUCCAUUUUAAAAUGUAUUUAUUCUUACCAAAGAUGCAGCAACCAGUCACAAAAUCAUGUUUUAUUUAUUCACUUUUGCAAAUCGAUUUCAACUGAUUAACAGCCACCAUCGGUGCUUUCAACCAAUAUGUGCCCUGAGUAGUAAUACUGUCUUAAGCACAGGUAUUACUACUCAGGGCACAUAUUGGUUGAAAGCACCGAUGAUGGCUGUUAAUCAGUUGAAAUCUAUUUGCAGAAGAGAAUAAAUAAAACAUGAUUUUGUGACUGGUUGCUGCAUCUUUGGUAAUUUUAUGGUUUAUGGUCGCUGCAUGACUUGCGAACCACAUGGAGCCCACCAUUCAUUUAUUUAUUCAUUUGUUUCAUUUUUGGAAAUGUCUGUAUUGGUGUGCUACAGAAUCUGUCUCCUUAAUGUCGAAGUAUUUUAAUGCAAAACAUUAUUCUUUUAAUUCACCAUUCAUUUGUUAUCCAUUAAUUUUGAAUAAGAAAUAGUUGUCAUGGAACAGUUGCUCCCAGUGUUCAAAAUCUUUUAGAAAGUGUUAUAAAACUUUUUUUAGAUUUAUUCAUUGCUGUGUUCUUCCCAAAUACCAAAAUGUUUGGUGGUUUUGUGAUAUUACUUAUGGUAAUUAGUCGUAAGUGUAAGUUAAAGGAAACCUCUUUAUCAGUGUUAUUUAGCUGUUGGACCUCUUCAUUAGCAUUAUAAGCCCUCAUUGUGCAGAGCUGUAUUACAAAAAAAUCUAAGGCUGUAAUUUAAUAUUUACCCUCAUAUAAUAAUAUAAGAGGAUGCUUUACUGUGUAACAGCUGCCUUUUCCCCUCUCUGAUGAUGACUGAAUAAUGAUACAAAAUGUAAUUAUUCUGUCAUGUAAAUUUCUGUGAAUGGGCUUCAAUUAAGAAAUGUGAUGGAAUUUAAUGUGAUAAACUGAACAGCUUUGUUCUUGCUGGACUGAGCACGAAAGCGGCUGUCAAUAUGUAAAAGACUGUCAUUGUACAUUACUCUGUACAUAAGCGGAAAGGACGUAGCAGUGCUGCAUCAAUAAUGUAGACAUACUGAAAAUGAAUGUGAUGUGGCUCAGGUAUGAGUUUGUGACUUAUUAUUAGUGUAAAUAAAUUUAUUGUACUAGAGAAA